AUGUCCGAAGAGAGGUCGCGGCGGUUGUCACAGAUCUUCGACCCGCUGUCGAGGUUCACAGACCACAGUGGGGCGGGUCAGUCGGCCAGUACGCCGAACAGCCCUCGGUUGUUGCCGAGGCGGGCUAGGGAUGGACAGCCCCCGCCACCCAGGCCGUUCGCACACUCCUCCCGUCUGGACCCUUUGGAGUACGAGCUGGCUGCAGCCCAGGACACCAUUAACUGGCAGGAGCGAUGCUUGGAGCUUCAGCUUGAGCUGCACAGGAGUAAACACCAGGCCACGCGGGUCAGGGAUAUGCUACGAGAUAAGUUCGGGAUUACACAUAGAGUAAUUGAAACAGUAGCGCUUAAUGUUGCUUAUAGUUCCACACCAUUACGACUCUUGUUCUCGUAG
Messenger RNA from Leptosia nina, 393 nucleotides. The record is from the annotation of a GenBank genome assembly. Lineage: Eukaryota; Metazoa; Arthropoda; Insecta; Lepidoptera; Pieridae.